GGGGCCGGCCAUGCCCCCACCCCCCGGGCCCCAUGUACGGCCCCGAAUGCCACGCGGAGGUGACGCCGUCCCCGCAGGGUCACCGCUCCUUCCGCUACGCCCUGCAGGAGCACCCGCGCCAGGCCCUGGCCGUCAUGAACCAGCUGCGGCUCAGCCGGCAGCUCUGCGACGUCACCCUGCGGGUGCGCUACGGCGACGGCCCCCCCACCGACUUCCCGGCUCACAAAGUGGUCUUGGCCUCCUCCAGCCCCGUCUUCAGGGCCAUGUUCACGGCGGGGCUGCGGGAGCAGGCCAUGGAGGUGGUGCCCAUCGAAGGGGUGCACCCGCGGGUGAUGGAGCGGCUGCUGGAGUUCGCCUACACGGCGUCCAUCUCGGUGGGGGAGCGCUGCGUGCUGCACGUGAUGAGCGGGGCCGUCAUGUACCAGAUCGACAGCGUGGUGCGCGCCUGCUGCGACUUCCUGCUGCAGCAGCUCGACCCCAGCAACGCCAUCGGCAUCGCCAACUUCGCCGAGCAGAUCGGCUGCACCGAGCUGCACCAGCGCGCCAGGGAGUACAUCUACAUGCACUUUGCUGAGGUAUCCAAGCAGGAGGAGUUCUUCAACCUGUCCCACUGCCAGCUGGCCACGCUCAUCAGCCGCGACGAGCUGAACGUGCGCUGCGAGUCGGAGGUGUUCCACGCCUGCAUCAACUGGGUGCAGUACGACUGCGAGCAGCGGCGGCCGUACGUGCAGGCAUUGCUGCGCGCCGUGCGCUGCCACGCGCUGACGCCGCAUUUCCUGCAGAUGCAGCUGCAGAAGUGCGAGCUGCUGCGCUCCGACGCGCGCUGCAAGGAUUACCUGGCGCAGAUCUUCCAGGACCUCACCCUGCACAAACCCACCCCCCAGGUGCAGCCCGGCAGAGCCCCCAAAGUGGGGCAGCUCAUCUACACGGCCGGCGGUUACUACCGGCAGUCGCUGGGCUACCUGGAGGCCUUCAACCCCCGCGACGGCUCCUGGGUGCGCCUGGCCGACCUGCAGGUGCCGCGCAGCGGGUUGGGGGGCUGCGUGGUGGGGGGGCUCUUCUACGCCGUCGGGGGGAGGAACAAUUCGCCCGACGGCAGCACCGACUCGGCCGCCAUCGACUGUUACAACCCCAUGACCAACCGCUGGUCGCCCUGCGCCCCGAUGAGCGUCCCCCGCAACCGCAUCGGGGUGGGGGUGAUCGAUGGGAUGAUCUACGCCGUGGGGGGGUCGCACGGCUGCGUGCAUCACAGCAGUGUGGAGAGGUGAGGGGGGGGAGGGGCAGGUGUGACCUGGGGGGU
Messenger RNA from Meleagris gallopavo (turkey), 1300 nucleotides. The record is from RefSeq and is a predicted model, not a curated record. Lineage: Eukaryota; Metazoa; Chordata; Aves; Galliformes; Phasianidae.